Molecule: messenger RNA, 1825 nt
Organism: Hirundo rustica (Barn swallow)
Lineage: Eukaryota; Metazoa; Chordata; Aves; Passeriformes; Hirundinidae
Gene: BRF2
Product: BRF2 RNA polymerase III transcription initiation factor subunit
Exons: 4
Coding region: 4-1578 (524 amino acids)
Biological process (GO): transcription preinitiation complex assembly; transcription initiation at RNA polymerase II promoter
Cellular component (GO): nucleus; transcription preinitiation complex
Molecular function (GO): TBP-class protein binding; RNA polymerase II general transcription initiation factor activity
Source: RefSeq, a predicted model, not a curated record
GCGAUGGCGGCGCGGGGCCGGUGCCCCGAGUGCGGCUCGGGGUCCCUGGUGGAGGACGCGCACUACGCGCAGCAGCAGCUGGUCUGUGCCGCCUGCGGCUGCGUCUUGUCCGAGGGGCUCCUCACCACCACCUACACCGACGAGGAGCAUCUGCGGGAGGUCGCCUAUUCCCAGAGCACUGGCCAGAAGGAGCAGCGGAGCCGCUGCCUGCAGCGAGGGAUCCGGCGGGUCCAGGACCUCUGCAAAGUCCUGCAGCUCCCGGCCGUGUUCGAGGAAACGGCCGUGUCCUACUUCCAGAGGGCUCUGCAGCUCCCUGCCUUCCACCUGGUCAGCCUGGAGAAGAAGGAGCUGCUGGGGGGCUGCUGCGUGUUCGUGACGUGCCGCCAGCACAACUGGCCCCUGACCAUGGGCAGCAUCUGCUCCCUGCUCUACGCCAAGCAGGAUCUGUUUGCCAGCGUCUACCUGAGCCUGCAGAAGGAGCUGGGGCUCUCGGUGCCCGCGCUGAGCCUGGCAGACCUGGUGACGACGCACCUGAACAGCUUCCGCCUCUUCCAGCCCACGGCCAACGUCCCCGCGCCGUUCCUGGAGGACAGGGAGAAGCUGCUGGCCCGGACCCUGGGCAUUGUGGAGCUGGCCAGCGAGGCGUGGCUGGUGACCGGCCGGCACCCCGUGCCCAUCGUCACGGCCGCGGCCUUCCUGGCCUGGCAGUCGCUGCGGCCCGGCCCGCGCCUCUCGUGCCCCUUGGCGCGGUUCUGCCGCCUGGCGGGGGUGGAUCUGCCCCCUCCGGCCCACCUCAGGCUGAAGGAGCUGCUGGAGAUCCUGCUGGGAAUGGCCUCCCAGCUCUCCUGGCUGCGCGGCUUUCGGCUGGACAAGAAGACGGUGGUGAAGCACAUCGGGGACCUGCUGCAGCACCGGGUGUUCCUGCUGAGAAACGCCUUCAGCCAGGACGGGGAGGAGCAGCAGGACACGGCCCCGGGCCAGGGCUCCCCGAGCCAGGACCCUGUGGGGCCAGACUCCUUGGAGAAGGACUCCCCGGGGAAGGGCUCCCCAGAGAAGGACUCCCCAGAGAAGGACUCCCCAAGCCAGGACCCCGUGGGGCUGGACUCCUUGGAUAAGGACUCCCUGGAGAAGGACUCCCCGGAGAAGGACUCCCCAAGCCAGGACCCCGUGGGGCUGGACUCCUUGGAUAAGGACUCCCUGGAGAAGGACUCCCCGGAGAAGGACUCCCCAAGCCAGGACCCCAUGGGUCUGGACUCCCUGGAUAAGGACUCCCUGGAGAAGGACUCCCCGGAGAAGGACACCCCGGGCCAGGACUCCCCAGGCCGGCGCUCCCCCAGCUCUCCAGUGCCACAGGAGCGGGGCUGUCCCUCGGCAGGGAAGCGCCAUGGCGGGCGCUCCCUGAGGCCGCUGCUCCCGCCCUGCCUCAUCCACCCCAGGAAGAGGCUGCGAGCGGCGGCUCCGAGCGCUCCGGCCGCGGCCGCCACAGGCGACGAGCCCAUCUCGGACAGCGAGAUCGAGCAGUACCUGCGCAGCCCCGAGGAGAUCCAGGCCUUCAGGAAGGCCAAGGGCUGGCUGUGAAGGUGGCCGUGGCCCAGAGGACGGUGCUGCCAGGGACGGUUUUGGGACCAAAAUGUGAAGCCCAGCAGGGACAGAGUGAUUGUGCUGCAGAGAGUCGCCCGGGGAAUGUGGGGAUGGCUCAGGCUGGGUCCUCCUUAACGUGCUGGACCCAAAUGGAGCUUUUUAUGGAGUGACUGCUUCAGGUCAUGCUACAUUUCUGUUAUAAAUAAAUAAAAGUGCAGAUGCCAGGUUUUCCAGGACAGCCUCA